UUAUAUUUUUAACAUUUCAUAACACAUAUCUUUUUUAGAUUUUCAAAAAGUUGUGUUGUCCUGGAUGGCAAAGAUAGAUAAGAAGUUGGAUAAGUUAUUGCUACAGCAAUCUACAUCAACAGCAAGCGCUAGUAUAUCAUCUACAGAGUCCAUUUUUGAAAGAUGCUUAACAAAAUCUGAGGUGGAUUUACUUGAAGAAAAAGUCAAGGCUAGCAAUGUUUUCAAGGGUAGAGUGGUGAGUUGCUAUAUAUUACAACACAAUUGUUAUGAAAUAAAAGUUAACAAUCUCUAUUUUAUUGCUAUAUUAUUAUUUGGUAUUAAACAUAUGGGUUCAUUUGCAAAUAACGUCAAGCAACACAACUUAUUAGACCCUUUCCCUCUUUUGUUACAAAUUGUCAAACCCCUUCUCCUUGUCACAUCACUUCAAUUUGUGCGUGUUUUUGUUAAAUAAUUAUUUUUAAAUCAAUGCUUGCAUCAAA
Molecule: messenger RNA, 479 nt
Organism: Hydra vulgaris (swiftwater hydra)
Lineage: Eukaryota; Metazoa; Cnidaria; Hydrozoa; Anthoathecata; Hydridae
Source: RefSeq, a predicted model, not a curated record